AUGAGUUCCGUGGAGCAGCCUCCGAGGAGCGGCCUCUCCCUGAAGCCUGCAGACAUCAGCCAAGGCCUCGCAGGCCCCGCGUCCGCCUGGAGCCUCCAGCAGGUCCGCACGAAGGCGCGCGGCAACACGUACCAGCCCAACAAUCGCAAGCGCAAGCGCACGCACGGCUGGACCAAGCGCAUCAGCACCCCGGCCGGCAUCGAGGUCAUCCUGCGGCGCAUGCUCAAGGGCAGGAAGUCCCUGAGCCACUGAGCGCUCUGGCUGCCUGGCCUGUGGGCUG
Messenger RNA from Tinamus guttatus (white-throated tinamou), 280 nucleotides. It is a transcript of the gene MRPL34, whose product is annotated as mitochondrial ribosomal protein L34. Lineage: Eukaryota; Metazoa; Chordata; Aves; Tinamiformes; Tinamidae. Gene Ontology annotation, biological process: translation. The record is from RefSeq and is a predicted model, not a curated record. Gene Ontology annotation, cellular component: ribosome; mitochondrial large ribosomal subunit. Gene Ontology annotation, molecular function: structural constituent of ribosome.